Molecule: messenger RNA, 1281 nt
Organism: Tigriopus californicus
Lineage: Eukaryota; Metazoa; Arthropoda; Copepoda; Harpacticoida; Harpacticidae
Exons: 2
Coding region: 166-1281 (371 amino acids)
Molecular function (GO): zinc ion binding
Source: RefSeq, a predicted model, not a curated record
CAAUGGUCGAUUCUUAACAAACCCUUAUGUCAACCAUGUGUUCGGAUUCCGAUACCAACGGAUUUUGAUAUUGUGGAAAUCAGCAACUACAUUACGUACAACAGAAGUGUUAAGGAUGAAGAGGAAGAAUUCCAAGUAAAAAAAUCUUUGGCCAAGGGUAGGCAGAUGUAUUGCUCAGAGAAGCUAUUAUCAGCGUUGUAUCAUCAAUUAGAAGACGGGUCAUUGUAUGUUAAGGGAUCAUGUGAGGCAAGCAUGACCAGCAACGUAACGUACAAACCAAUUGUAAAGAUUAAGACCGAUGGGGCCAUUGGCGAUAGCACGUGCACCUGUAAGGCAAGGUCAGAUGGAAAGUGUGUACACGUCGCUGUUCUAUUACUCAUGGUUGAAGACCUAGUUCAAGGAAAUGAACCAAAGAUGUAUUGUCCCUCCACUUCAAAAUCUCAAUACUGGGGCCAUGGCUCGUUAAAGCGUAAAGAUCCCAUUGCUCUUCAUGCUAGAACCUACAACAAAAAGAGGAAGCCGGAUCGUUACCUGCAACAUGACGUUCUCGCCAAGACCGUUGAAAAUCCGUCCCAAGCCACCUUGAAACGUAUAUUUCAAGGCCUUCAAAGGGAAUCUAUGUGGGACAGGCUUUUAACCUAUGUAUAUGAAAACUAUUUGUGUUCUCCUACACGUAAACAAGAGCUCAUCACAAAUGUCAUGGAGCUGAUGAACAAUCUCGAAAAUGACGCCAAAGGUUUUAGUAACGACCCCCUGAGUAACAGCUUCUGCGUUCAUGCCACUGGUACAGUGGGUCAGGCUGAUGUCCCAUUAUGGAUGGAGCUGCGUAAAUGGAGAGUCACUGGCUCAAAUUUCAAAAGUUUUACUUCUGACAAUCCAUCUGUUGUGGCCAAGAGUGUUUGGAGAAACCAAGACCUUCCCGAUUUACGUGCCUUGAAGUGGGGCCAAGAUCACGAAUCUGUGGCAAGGAAAGAAUAUGAGGAAACUACAGGCGAUACUAUUGUCGAAACUGGCCUUUUUAUUUGCAAGGAAAAUUACGUGUUUGGUUAUAGUCCAGAUGGAUUGAUCGUAACUGAUGGACUACUGGAAAUCAAAUGCCCUUUUAGUUUACGAGAACUUGAGUUUGAGGAGCUUGCUGAUCUCCCCGCUGUCAAGAAGUCUGGACUUCCAUUCACGUUUGACCAGCAUGGGGUGCAUUUAAGAAGAACACAUGCGUACUUCUAUCAAGUACAUCUCGGUAUGUUUGUUAUGGGCCGGAAAUUUGCUGAUUUCAUGGUGUAG